CAUUUCCCCCCCAAUCCACUCGGAACGUAUCUAAAUUUUGUGUAGCUUCUACGGAGGCUACAUAAAAUGUUUAUUCACAAGGCGGAUUUUAGUCCAACGAGUAUUUACAAAACAUUGAAGAAAGAAGAGUAAAUAAAGUAUAUAUCAGGGGAAGUGACAUGGAUCUUACUGUACAUGGUUCCAAAGGAAAAACACAAAUGGUGGUUGACAAUGGCAGUACAUCAAAUGUUCAUGAUGACGACAGAAAUGUCCGAGGAACAGAACUUGAUGUCUUUACUCUUAAGAAUCACCUUUCUGGUGGAAAAUCUCUACAGUUAUCCUGUGCAGAAGCUCGUGUUAUUGGCCCCCGGGAUGAUGAGGAUUUGCAGACACUCCAAAGAGAUUUUGCAAAUCUGAAUCCAAAAAGUCCACUUAGUCCCCCUAACCUAGAUGUUCAAACAGAGGUUUGUAAUCCAUUUAAAGUUCAAGACCAGCUUGAUGGGAAACCUACAAAAGAUGCAAGGAGUGACCCAAGAUGUGACCCAAGAUUUAUUCCACAGACUACAACAAGAGCUUAUCAGCCAACAGACUCUCAACCAAGAUACGGACAACCUAGUGAUGCACGACAAUCACAUGGUAUGGUGGCACAAGCAUCAGGUGGUGUCAGACAACCAUCAAAAGUCCAGGUUGUAUCCAAUCAGGUAGAACUUAAUCAGAGAAAUGUUGCUGCUCAAAUACAGAAGCUGGUAGAGAACCCAAAUGACCCAGGGAGAGCAGAUCUAAUUAAAAGAAUUGUCAGACAAUACCAGAAAGCUAAGAGAUGUGUCCCUGUUGCACCAGAUACUGAUAUAGAGAAUACAUUUGAAGUACCAAAAGAGAAACAGUUCCAAGUGCAUGUUGUUCCUGAUGAUACACCAGAAGAAGAUAUGACCAUCACAAUCAGUGACGAUAAUUCAUUUCACGACAUCCGCCCGGAGAGUAAACCAUCGAUUGGAAAUGUACAACCACAACCCCAGUUGAGAACCUUGAGUUGUCAGCCGUCCAGUGCUGAUACAAAUGACAUUCACCCUACCAGAAUGGCUAUAGAACAACUAAAUCAAUCUAAUUAUUUCAGAAAGCAUGAAUUCAUGAAAGGAUAUGUAUUACCAGGCACACAGGAAUCGUUGUCACACUUAUUGAGAGUUUAUACUACACAGCCUGCAGAGUUAGCUAUUGGCUGUCACGGAAUUCUGACAACUCGAAACAACCAGCCAACUGAGUUAGGAGAAUAUGAAGAAUUCGAAGGUUAUGGCAAUGGUCAUAAAUUUAUCAAAAUUGCUGGUAAGGGAUCAUAUGGCUGUGUCAAACUUUGUCAAGACAACAUUACAAGAAUGGAAUUUGUUAAGAAAGAGAUAUUCAAGCAAGAUAACAUCUUCCUGUAUGAAGUAAGAAUCCUCAGUGAGCUCCACCACAUGAACAUUGCUGAACUGUAUGGAUUUGUAUUGAGAGAUGGGGUACCAGAAAUUCUUAUGGAAUAUGCAGGAAUAAGUCUGAUUGAGUACACCACAACAGCAGACGCUUCUUCUGAUGAUCUGAAGGAAGAAAAGAUCAUUGAUAUGUUAUACCAAGGAUUAUCUGCCCUUGAGUAUCUAGACAAAAAGGGGGUCAUUCAUUAUGACAUUAAACCCGAGAAUAUCUGCAUUCUUAAGAAAGAGAGUGACAUCUGCCUUAAAAUAACAGAUUUUGGAUCCGCCAAGAAAGUGACAGAACCUCCUGAUUUCAUGGGGUGUACAGUGGAGUACCUAUCUCCAGAAAUGGGGAUCCAGUUAAUCGCCUCUAAGUACCAGUCAGGAGUAAUGAGUCUAUUCAACUAUGAUCCAGCAGAUUUUGUUAUAUCAACCAAGUCAGAUAUUUUCUCCUUGGCAUUGUCAAUAAUGUUUAUCUACAGAAGAGGACAUGUGGUUAUCUCCCUUUUCAACAAUGGGAAGAUGUCGUACAAUGGCCUGGAUGCUGGCACAAUUAAUAAACUCAGACAGACCAUUCUUGUUUCUUUGGCAAAGAACCCGUCAUUAGUAAAGACUUGUCUGAUACCUGAUGCUUGCUGCAGUGAAAUGAAAUGCAUCCUUAAAGAUAUGGUGGAAGAAAUACCUCAUCAAAGACCUACAGCUACCCAACUUAAAAACACAAUGGACGACGUACUAAACAGGAAAAAGACACCAACAGUGAUGCCAUUUUUCAUUAGUUCAGGAUCGUUUAAUGAAGACAAACAUAUGAAUCUCACAAGACAACUUAGUUCUAAGAGUGCAGUACAGAAUACUGGUUACACAGGAGCUAUGAGAGGAAACAGCAUGACUUUCAAAAGGAGAAUAUCCCGAGAUCACAGUUCUCUCCCUUAUGGCUAUUCUACACCACAGAAAAUGGAGACCAAUGAUGUAGAAGUUUUAUCCUAUCUUCAGGAAGUGGUUCCCAAGUUUACACAGAUGUGAAUGAAAUGAUUUAUCACAAGAUGAUCAAUUUUUAAAUAGUAAAUAGGCAUAAAUAUUUUUACACACUAUUAUAUAGUUUAGAAUUAAGAAAAAAUGAUAAAAGUAUAAACAAAGCAAUUUUAUAAUAAAACAAUAAAAAAGAAUAGGAAUUAUAAAGUUAUAUUAAAUUUUAUAUGUAUACAGGUUGUUGUAAAAUUUCAAACUUGACAAGGGUUUUGUUUUGGGAGGAUGGAGUCAAGCAGUUACUAGACCUGCUCUUGGCUUUAGGUUAUGUAAAAAAAAUAUAUUGUAUAAAUAUUUUAUUCUUUUUUACUGUUUAAGAAGUUUGUCAUCUUGUAAUUAAAUAAAGGAGACAAUCACAUUGGAAAAGUGUAUUAUGUUAGUUUGGGAGUGGUAACAUUGUGUGACACAGAACUGAAUAUGGAGAAUUGUAAAUACAGAUUUAUAUUGUUUUCAUAUUUGAUUUUUUUUUAUACCAUUUUCCUAGUUUCAGCAUCACAAGUUUGGAGGCCUACAGUUUGGUGGACUUCUGUAAGCCUUGACCUGCGCUUGCUUUGAGAUAGUGAAUAUUGGUUUAUAUAGAUAUUUUAUAAAAUAUACAUGUACCAUCAUUUUUCGUAGUCGCAUGAAAGACCAUUCAAAAAUUUCUAAUAGUUUAUAGAAUUUAUAGUUUACAAUUAUGAUGAUUUAGCUAUUUAUUUGAAAUUGAGAGAAAAAAGUCAAAGUGCUAUAAAAAUAUCAGAAAACAUAUAAAGCAUAGAAAACAGAAUUUGUUAAAAUUGUGAUUUUUUAAUAGUUUUCCUUUGAUAAUCAUGUUGUCAAUAUAUAUCAUAGUUGUUUUUCUUUUGUCUGACAGUAUCAUGUUUAAACCUGUUAUUAUCAUUCUACUGUACAUUUUAAUUUAAUCACAAAAUUAAAUUUGGUUACUUGGGAAACAAUCUUAAGAUAUGUAUGGGCAGUUUCUAAUAACAAAGAGGACAAAACAUUUAAUGUAACAAGAGGGAUAAAGAAUUUUUGUAUAAUAAAUAGAACUUUAGUAUUUGUUACCAUGCAAUACUAUUUCAUCAAUAAAUGUCAUCACAUCCAA
Molecule: messenger RNA, 3531 nt
Organism: Mytilus trossulus (common blue mussel)
Lineage: Eukaryota; Metazoa; Mollusca; Bivalvia; Mytilida; Mytilidae
Product: myosin light chain kinase 2, skeletal/cardiac muscle-like
Exons: 10
Coding region: 159-2444 (761 amino acids)
Biological process (GO): protein phosphorylation
Cellular component (GO): cytoplasm; nucleus
Molecular function (GO): ATP binding; protein kinase activity
Source: RefSeq, a predicted model, not a curated record